AUGCUUGCCAGGUCGUUCGUCUUCCGGACGCUUUCACAGCAAUGCCCUAGGAACACACUAUCGCCGGGGUUCUACACAUCAGCCUCAACUUGGAGAUGUUUCGCUUCGAGUGCUUCGCGAACGAAAGCAGCCACUAGGGUCCAGCCCCAGGCAUCUUCCAAAUCCACUCUACAACCAAAAGCCCGUUCCAGUUCUGAAGAGACAUUAAAAUUCGCCGGGCGACGACCGGAAGGGUUCGGAAAACUCGAACGUAAGGUCGCCAAAGAGGGACAGAUAGUACUUUUCCGGGCACCGUCACAUCGCAGUUAUGUACUAGGAGCCUAUGGGAUCUCAGCGUUCUGCUUUGCCUACUCAGUGUACAACUCCAAUAUUGUCUUCCGAGACCCAAUUGUGCCUCUUCCUAUGUGGCAGCAGGCUCUAUUCGGUGGAGUGUGUAUCAUGAUGAGCGUUAUGGGCACGGUUUUCCUCUUCAAGACCGCACGGUUGAUCAAGACGGUCAAGGUCGUCAGUACUGAUGCCGGAGCCCAGCUUCGCUUUACGAUUCGAAGUACGAUCCCUUUCCGGAAGCCGUACGAGUUCGAUGCAUUGCCUCGUCAGAUCGCGUUUUCUCGCCGUCUGGUGGUCACGCCUGAGUCUGCCAAUCUCAUGCAACAGGGGCCAGCAGCUCCGAAUGGGCAAUCAUCCGAUGUGAGCCUCAUCAGAGCACCCCUGAAAAAGUCCAGCGUUCUCCUUUGGCGGCUCUUCCGGUCAGUGCGGCAGCUAUUCACCCAGGAAGAUUUCGUCCUUCUGGAGGUGGAGGGUCAAAAGGGGGUUUUUCGAAUGGAUUCCGCGGGAUACGUGUCGGAAGACUUUCUGGUUAUUGGGAAUCCAUUGAGCGUUAAGCGAUAA
This is a messenger RNA of Aspergillus tanneri, 888 nucleotides long. RefSeq lists its product as uncharacterized. Lineage: Eukaryota; Fungi; Ascomycota; Eurotiomycetes; Eurotiales; Aspergillaceae. The coding region runs from base 1 to 888 and encodes 295 amino acids. The record is from RefSeq and is a predicted model, not a curated record. The transcript has a single exon.